AUGAGUCCAGACGAUUUCAUAUGCGAAGAGAAUUACAAGAAUACGACUAGAAGGGACUCCUCCGGACGUUAUAUUGUAUCUCUUCCAUUCAGAGAGGGGUUCCCCCACUCCCUUGGCUUGGGACACUCCCGAAAGUUGGCGGUAGCCCAGUUUCUUCGGAGUGAGAAGCGUCUUCUUGGAACGCCCGAUGUUAAGGCUCAGUAUGACGCUGUUGUUAAUGAGUAUCUUGAGCUGGGACAUAUGAGGGAGGUAUGCCAGGAUCCGGAAUUAGGUUAUUACCUUCCUCACCACGCGGUGUUUCGUCCAGAGAGUUCGUCUACGAAGAUCCGAGUAGUGUUUAACGCUUCAAGCCCGACUAGCAAUGGACGAAGCUUGAAUGACGUUUUGCUCAGUGGGCCAUCCUUGCAGCUCGAUUUGACCCUGUUACUCCUACAGUGGCGUUUCUUCCGCUAUGUUUUUAACUGUGACAUCGAAAAGAUGUACCGCCAAAUUCUGGUGGAUAAUGAACACACACGCUUUCAUAGGAUUGUCUUUCGUGACUCGCCCUUGAAUGCCAUUAGAGAAUACGAAUUGAAGACAGUCACGUUUGGGGUCAAUUGUGCUCCAUAUCUUGCGAUACGCACGCUCCUGCAAUUGGCUGAAGAUGUGGGUGAGAUCUAUCCUAUAGCCAGCCACAUUUUGAGGACAUGCAUGUAUGUCGAUGACGUUUUGGCUGGCGCUCACGAUAUUGAGGAGGCUAUGGAGGCUCAACGUCAACUGAUAGGGGCACUUGAAUCCGCAAAAUUCUCCCUAAGAAAAUGGACUUCGAAUUCCGCUACCUUCCUACGAAACAUUCCGAAGGAGCAUCUUUUGAACGGAGACUUUCUUCAACUCGAGGAUAGAAGCACUGCGAAGACUUUGGGAGUGCGCUGGAAUGCCAAGUCCGAUUCUUUUUAUUUUUCCGUUGAGAGAUUGAGUAUUCCUUCCCAUCCCACUAAACGGCAGGUCCUUUCGGAAAUAUCGAAGCUUUUCGACCCUGCGGGGUGGUUGUGUCCUUUUAUUGUUUUGGCCAAGUUACUAAUGCGGGACAUUUGGGUUUCAGGAAUUGACUGGGACGAUAAGUUGUCCCCUUCACUUCUCGCGAAAUGGCAGGACUUUUCCAAUAAUUAUCCAAGUAUAGAGCAGAUUGUGAUUCCACGUUGGAUAGACUAUUCUCCGGAGUUUGAUGUCCAAAUUCAUGGGUUUUCUGACGCUUCCGAGAAAGCGUAUGCCGCUGUGGUUUACAUUCGUGUUGAAUCACCAUCCGGUGUGGUAACGACACAUCUUCUGACGGCAAAAUCUCGUGUAUCUCCUCUCAAGACAUUGUCGAUUCCUAGAUUGGAGCUUUUUGGAGGACCAAUCCUAUCCAUUGCUGAAAACUCUGAAUCCGAAACCAACUUAUCCAUUUUAAACCGUUGGCGUCGAGUAAAGGCAAUUUCCCAGCAAUUCAGCACUCGUUGGAAACAUGAGUACUUAAAAGAGCUCCACAAAAGACAAAAAUGGCAAAACCCCCAAAAGAAUAUUGACGUAGGUGCUCUGGUUGUUAUUAGGGACGAAGCUCUGGCUCCUACCGAAUGGAGAUUAGGACGAGUCUCAAAGAUUUACAAAGGCAAAGAUGGUUUAGUCCGGGUGGCAGAUGUUAUCACUCAAAGGGGUACUAUUACGCGGCCUUUGGUAAAACUUGUUCUACUUCCUUAA
Messenger RNA from Stomoxys calcitrans (stable fly), 1716 nucleotides. RefSeq lists its product as uncharacterized. The record is from RefSeq and is a predicted model, not a curated record. The coding region runs from base 1 to 1716 and encodes 571 amino acids. Lineage: Eukaryota; Metazoa; Arthropoda; Insecta; Diptera; Muscidae. The transcript is spliced from 2 exons.